UUUAGUUUUAUUUUUUCUCAACACAAAGUUUAUUUUUAUUAUAUGAAGGAGGCGUAUACACCUCUUCCGUGGAGCCCCAGCCAUCAUCUCCAAGAAAAUAUUGGAAGAAAAUUUGUGCUUUGUUUGUUUCCUCAGCAAAAUCUUGUUAGGGUUCCGCUUUAUCAUAUGCUGUUAGAUCCGAUUGCAGUUCCAAUUUUUGAAGAGAAAAUUUCAGUUGCGUAGAUCUCGAUUGUUCUAUCUUCAUUUCCUCAUUUGAUUCUGAGAGAUUGUAAUCCUUUUUCAUGUUCUGUUUUGAAUUCAACUUUCCCUCCAUUUGAUUGUUGAUAUUAGAUCUUGAAAAUUGGCUCCCCAAAGACGUUCGCAGCGCCACAUGGGCGGCCAGAUGCAGCAGAGCAAUGCCGCAGCGGCGGCGGCUGCUCUGUAUGAUCAUGCCGGCCCAGGCACCGGUGGUGGCUCGCUGCACAAUGCAGGUUCCGCCAGUGACGCCGGCGAUGCGGUCAUGGCGCGAUGGCUUCAAUCCGCAGGGUUGCAGCAUCUGGCCUCUCCAUUGGCUAACACCGGCAUCGACAAUCGCCUCCUUCCCAACCUUCUUAUGCAGGGUUAUGGAGCACAGUCUGCUGAAGAAAAACAACGGCUUUUCAAGUUAAUGAGAAAUCUCAAUUUCAAUGGAGAAUCUGCUUCUGAGCCUUAUACACCUACUGCCAAUACUUCAAGUGGAGUGUCUGCGUCAGAUGGGUUUUAUUCUCCAGAUUUUCGAGGGGAUUUUGGAGCUGGGCUGUUGGAUCUUCAUGCUAUGGAUGAUACAGAACUUUUAACCGAGCAUGCCAUGUCAGAACCUUUUGAUCCUUCACCAUUCAUUCCCAGUGGCACUAGAGCAUUUGACAAUGAUUCGAAUGUAGCAACUGGCACUCAGCAAAGAGGACAACCGGAAGCAGAUGUGCCUGUUUCAUAUUCUACAAAUGAAAAAGAGAUUCCGAGGGAAAACAAUGUGGCUAAGAUUAAAGUUGUGGUACGAAAAAGACCUUUAAACAAGAAGGAGCUUUCUCGGAAAGAGGAAGAUAUUGUAAAUGUGUAUGAUAAUGCUUAUUUGACCGUCUAUGAACCCAAGGUUAAGGUCGACUUGACUGCUUAUGUGGAGAAGCAUGAGUUUUGUUUUGAUGCUGUUCUCAGUGAGCAUGUCACCAAUGAUGAGGUAUACAGGGCUACUGUUCAACCAAUUAUACCUACCAUUUUUGAACGAACAAAAGCUACAUGCUUUGCUUACGGUCAAACAGGCAGUGGUAAAACAUACACAAUGCAACCAUUACCUCUCAGAGCUGCAGAAGACCUUGUUAGAUUGUUGCAUCAGCCAGUCUAUCGUAAUCAGAGAUUUAAAUUGUGGCUUAGCUACUUUGAGAUAUAUGGAGGAAAGCUAUUUGAUCUUCUCAGCGACAGAAAAAAACUUUGUAUGAGAGAAGAUGGAAGACAACAAGUUUGCAUUGUUGGUUUGCAAGAAUUUGAGGUUUUAGAUGUACAAAUCGUUAAAGAAUUUAUCGAGAGGGGUAAUGCUGCUAGAAGUACAGGGUCUACUGGGGCCAAUGAGGAAUCUUCGAGGUCACAUGCUAUCUUACAACUUGUUGUGAAAAAGCACAUUGAAGUAAAAGAUUCAAGGAGGAAGAUUGAUGAAAAUGAUUCUAAAAGUGCGAGAGUUGUCGGAAAGAUCUCUUUCAUUGAUCUAGCCGGUAGUGAAAGAGGUGCUGACACUACUGAUAACGACAGGCAAACAAGAAUUGAGGGAGCAGAAAUCAACAAGAGUCUUUUGGCUCUUAAAGAGUGCAUCCGUGCUUUGGACAAUGAUCAGAUACACAUACCAUUUCGUGGAAGCAAGCUUACAGAAGUGCUUCGCGACUCUUUUGUUGGAAAUUCAAGGACAGUUAUGAUCUCUUGCAUUUCACCAAAUGCAGGGUCAUGCGAACACACACUCAAUACUUUGAGAUAUGCAGAUAGGGUAAAGAGCCUGUCUAAAAGUGGAAAUGCUAGAAAAGAUCAAGCUACAAAUAUACCUCCUCCAACUAACAAAGAGGUUAUAUCAGCUUCCCAGCAGGUAUCUGGUGACACAGAAGAUGUUUACGAGCAACGUCAAGAGGUGAAAGUGGCAGAUACAGGUAGAAGAGUAGUAGAAAAGGAUAAUUCCUUCUUCAACUCUAGUGCUGAUUUUGACAAGCAAUCAGGAAGUCUGCCAUCCAGUUACCCCCUCAAUGGAAGGGAUGAAAAGGGGGUUGCUUCUGGUUCAAUGGAUCGGGAGCGGUUUGAAAUGAAAAAUUCGUAUGGUGAUUCUAAUAGCCAAAGAAUGUACCCUUAUUCCCAAAACUUGGUUGAUGCAGAAGAAAAAGUGCAAAAGGUAUCACCACCUCGUAGAAAAGUACCCAGAGAGGAAAAAUCUGAAAAGUUUGGAAACUGGCUGAAAAAAGAUAGUGGUGGAUCAGAUGUAUCUUCGACAGGUUUAAAGCCGCCACAUAACAUUGGCAAUUUCAACUCAUCAGAUGCGUCUUCGACAGGUUUAAAGCUACCGCAUAACACUGGCAAUUUCAACUCAACUAAUGCACAUAACAUUGGCAAUUUAAACUCAACUAAUGCUGGUUCUAGGCGAUAUGAGCAUGAAAGUGCUGAUGGGAAUAUUAAUGCCAUACUGGAGGAAGAGGAGGCCUUGAUUGCCGCUCAUAGGAAAGAGAUUGAGGAUACAAUGGAGAUCGUUCGGGAAGAAAUGAAACUGUUAGCAGAAGUGGACCAGCCAGGAAGUCUCAUCGACAACUACGUGGCUCAGUUGAGCUUUGUUCUGUCUCGAAAGGCUGCUAGUCUGGUUAGCCUCCAAGCUCGUCUUGCAAGGUUCCAGCAUAGACUUAAGGAGCAGGAGAUACUUAGCCGGAAAAGAGUACCUCGCUGAGGCAACACUUUGUGUGCAUGUAUAAUGAUGGCUUCAUACUCUCUUGUAGUUUCUCAUCCCAAAUUUCUUUAGUGUUCACAUCUCUCUUUGGAAGAAGGGAUGGAAAACAAAAACAAAAGCAAAAACUUAAAUUUUUAUUUUUUAUUUUCGCCCUUGCACAGUUAGGAGCAAGAGGAGGAGCCAUCCUAGAAUCAUCUCUGGGAGAGGAGAGUGCAGACUUGGGCUGUUCACAUCCAGGCGGCUGUUCAUUUCUCUUGUAGUGUUGUUGUAAUUCGUUUAUAUUUUGAAGAUAAGUCUGAUGAGUUCUUGCCAGGUUUUAUGGGUUGUGUACUAUGGGCUGUUGUUAAAUGCCGACUGAAUUUGAAGUCAAAUAUUUUUAGGAAAGAAAAAGAAAUUCAAUAGAUUCGUUUUUUCAUUCUCCUGACCCUUUGUAUAUGGAAAUAGUUUGGAAAUUCAAUAUUUCAACAAUGCCAUUGGAGAUUCAAUGACAUUUUAUUUGGUUAUGAGAAAAGCUUGUAAUCUUAUCA
Messenger RNA from Humulus lupulus (European hop), 3450 nucleotides. Its product is annotated as kinesin-like protein KIN-13A. NCBI's taxonomy places the organism in Eukaryota, Viridiplantae, Streptophyta, Magnoliopsida, Rosales, Cannabaceae. The record is from RefSeq and is a predicted model, not a curated record. The coding region runs from base 371 to 2923 and encodes 850 amino acids. Gene Ontology annotation, molecular function: ATP binding; microtubule binding; microtubule motor activity. Gene Ontology annotation, biological process: microtubule-based movement. The transcript has 14 exons.